AUGGGUCGCACAUCAAAGGAUAAGAGGGAUAUUUACUACCGGAAAGCCAAGGAGGAAGGCUGGCGGGCUCGCUCGGCCUUCAAGCUGCUUCAAAUCGAUGAAGAUUUUAAUAUUUUCAAAGAUGUGGUCCGUGCGGUGGACCUGUGUGCCGCUCCCGGCAGCUGGUCGCAGGUUCUCUCUCGCAAGCUGCUCGGGUCCUCCGUCCCACGGCCCGAGGGCGAGGAGCCCAAGAUCGUGUCCGUCGAUCUGCAGGAGAUGGCACCGCUGGAGGGAGUCAUCCAAAUCAAGGGCGACAUCACCAAGCUGUCGACGGUGCAAGAAAUCAUCGGACACUUUGAGGGCAAGCUGGCCGAUCUCGUCGUAUGCGAUGGCGCGCCCGAUGUGACGGGAAUGCACGACAUGGAUGAGUACGUGCAGGCCCAGUUGAUCCUCGCUGCGCUGAACAUCACCACACACGUGCUCAAGCCAGGCGGCACGUUCAUCGCCAAGAUUUUCCGCGGCAAGGACGUGACGCUGCUGUACGAGCAGCUCAAGGUGUUCUUCCCCUCGGUCACCAUCGCCAAGCCCAAGUCUUCUCGCAACUCCUCCAUCGAAUCGUUCGUGCUCUGCCAGCACUACACUCCGCCGCAGGGCUACGUGCCCACCAUCAUCAACCCCAUGCUCGACUAUCAAUACGCCGACUCGAACGAGCUGGUGGGUCCCAACCGGGUAAUCGUGCCUUUCAUUGCCUGCGGCGACCUCAAGGGAUUUGAUGCGGACAAGCCAGUGGACAGCAUGUCCUCAUGA
Molecule: messenger RNA, 786 nt
Organism: Acanthamoeba castellanii str. Neff
Lineage: Eukaryota; Discosea; Longamoebia; Acanthamoebidae
Product: ribosomal RNA large subunit methyltransferase J, putative
Exons: 10
Coding region: 1-786 (261 amino acids)
Biological process (GO): cytoplasmic translation; tRNA methylation
Cellular component (GO): cytoplasm
Molecular function (GO): tRNA methyltransferase activity
Source: RefSeq, a predicted model, not a curated record